UUUGCUUGUUCUGUUCUGUUCUCUGUUCUCCUCCUGGCUAAAAUACAGGAGGAAGGAGCAAUCGGCACAAAUUGUUUGGACACGGCCCACAGCCCACACAGGCAGAGCCCUCUGUGAUUGGUCUAAACCAUGAUAAGCACUCUGCACUCUUACCUAACCUUGUAAGCCAGACUCCAGUUGUGAGACAACAUGGCGACUACAGGGAAGGUAAGCACUCUGACUUCUCCUCGCUUGCAGUUAAAUGAACUUCUUCAAACGUUUGACUGCGUUCAAGCUGUUUAUGGAGCACAUGGAAUGUUUACAGUACUGCAGGAGGAUAUAUCAAGGUGAUCAAAUGCAGAGCUGCAGUAGCAUGGGAGGCUGGGAAACCUCUAGUGAUGGAGGAAGUGGAGGUGGCACCUCCCAAAGCUGGGGAAGUUCGCCUUAAGAUUGUGGCCACAGGGAUCUGUCACACUGACUCCUACACACUGAGUGGCUCUGACCCUGAGGGAGUUUUCCCGGUAGUGCUGGGUCACGAGGGUGCCGGCAUCGUGGAGAGCGUUGGAGAGGGGGUCACCAAGUUCCAGCCAGGGGACACAGUCAUACCCUUAUAUAUCCCACAAUGUGGAGAAUGCAAAUUCUGCAGGAAUCCAAAAACCAACUUGUGUCAAAAGAUCAGGCUCACUCAGGGGAAAGGCUUGAUGCCAGAUGGGACGACCCGUUUAUCCUGCAAAGGCAAGAGCCUCUUUCACUUCAUGGGAUGUAGCACAUUCUCUGAGUACACUGUGGUAGCUGAGAUCUCCCUGGCCAAAGUGGACCAUAGAGCCCCUCUGGACAAGGUGUGUCUGCUGGGCUGUGGCAUCACCACUGGUUAUGGAGCUGCAAUCAACACUGCCAAGGUAGAGGCCGGCUCAAGCUGUGCUGUGUUUGGCUUGGGAGCGCUGGGCCUUGCAGCAAUCAUGGGCUGUAAGGCAGCAGGGGCAGCCAGGAUUAUUGGAGUCGACCUCAACCCCGGCAAGUUUAAAACUGCUCAAGAGUUUGGUGCUACAGAUGUGGUGAACCCAAAGGACCACAGCAAACCAAUCCAAGAGGUCCUGGUAGACAUGACAGAUGGGGGUGUGGACUACUCUUUUGAAUGUGUGGGCAAUGUGGCAAUCAUGAGGGCAGCCCUGGAGGCUUGCCAUAAAGGAUGGGGCACCAGCGUCAUUAUUGGGGUGGCAGCAGCUGGACAAGAGAUUUCCACCCGGCCCUUCCAGCUGGUGACUGGACGCACCUGGAAAGGCACAGCUUUUGGAGGAUACAAGAGUGUUGACAGCGUUCCAAAACUGGUGGAUGAGUACAUGAAAAAGAAGCUCAAAGUGGAUGAAUUUGUGACUCACACUUUACCCUUUGAGAAUAUCACUGAUGGGUUUGACCUUAUGCAUGCUGGGAAAUGCAUUCGCGUCGUCCUGCAGUUCUAGAGGCAGAGGAGCACAGAAAACCAUGACUUCACUCCAUGUUUACCCUGCUCAGUUUAAUAAAUAAUCUUUCAAUUCCCUG
Molecule: messenger RNA, 1518 nt
Organism: Scatophagus argus
Lineage: Eukaryota; Metazoa; Chordata; Actinopteri; Scatophagidae
Product: alcohol dehydrogenase class-3 chain L
Exons: 10
Coding region: 378-1439 (353 amino acids)
Biological process (GO): formaldehyde catabolic process
Cellular component (GO): cytosol
Molecular function (GO): zinc ion binding; S-(hydroxymethyl)glutathione dehydrogenase [NAD(P)+] activity
Source: RefSeq, a predicted model, not a curated record